AUGUCACAAGAAUCCCAGGUAUCAAGAGUCGCCUUCCGGAUGCCAGAAUUUGUCACCAUAUAUCCUGUGUUAUGGUUCGCCAUGGCUGAAGGAAGUUUCCACAGCGCGAGGGUGACACAGGACCCGACUAAGUUUGGCUAUACCGUGGGUGCCCUACCAGCCAAAUAUGCGACAGAAGUGAAGGACAUCAUAAUUAAUCCACCCAACGACAAGGCCUACCACAAAUUGAGGACGGAAUUGAUUCGACGUCUGUGUGCCACUCAAGAGGAGAAGACCCGACGCCUCCUGGUGCGAGAAGAAAUGGGAGACCGUAAGCCCACACAAUUUCUACGAUAUUUACAGGGACUUGCUGAUUCAGCUUUUCCGGAGAAUCUCAUGAAAUCGCUAUGGAUGAACCGUCUGUCCAAAAGCGUCCAGGAGUCGUUGGCCAUCGUAAAAGACAGCAGCCUCCAAGAGUUAUCCGUCCACGCAGACCACAUCAUGGAAGCAUUCCGACCUCCCGUACAACUGGUGAACGAGACAACUAGCAUCGAGGCCAUCAUCAGUGCUAAACUAGCACAGCUCACACUAUGUCUCAACCAGGAGAUAGCGACUCUGAGAGUCGAACUGGCAGCCCAAGCAUACCGAUCCCGGAGAGACAGGAGCCGAGGCCAUUCCGAGCAUCAUCCAAGAAGUCAUAGUCGAGGCAGACAACCAAUCGACGGCAAGUGGUAUCAUUGGAGAUCUGGAGCCAGGUCCACUAGAUGCAGACAGCCCUGCAACUACACCUCGGGAAACGAGGGGGGCCUUCACUAG
Molecule: messenger RNA, 795 nt
Organism: Harmonia axyridis
Lineage: Eukaryota; Metazoa; Arthropoda; Insecta; Coleoptera; Coccinellidae
Exons: 1
Coding region: 1-795 (264 amino acids)
Source: RefSeq, a predicted model, not a curated record